AUGUUUCAUGGGUCGCAGAACGGCAGCGAGCUCUUUCGCAGGGCGGCGCAGCAGUCGCGGACCACGACGACCGACUCGGAGCGGUGGCCGCGCACGUUCCUCGAGGACGCCAAGAAGAUGAAUGAUGACGCGCUCCUCCUGCGCGGCGAGUCGAUCACGCGCCAUGUUCGCCAAAAGAUUGCAAUCCAGCAUGACUUGCUUCGGCACAACGAGACGCCGAUCCGGUCCGACUAUAGCGCCGAGACAGCCACGUACACGGUCUUUGCCUCGACGCUCAUCACCGGAUCGCUCGCCGAGGUGCUCAAUGUCUUUUCGUGCGACGCGCAGCUCGGCUUCCAAGCGUUCCUGGCUCGUAUCUUUGGCGCCGAGCUCAUCGAGGUCAAGACCGCGCGCCGGCUCGCCACCGGCGUCGCGUCCUAUAUGCGCGACGACGACGACGACAGCGCGACCGUCGUCUCGGACGUCCCGAGCAGCAAGAGCAGCGACGAUGUCCGGAAGCGCAGCGUGGCCGGUGCGAUCAAACACGCCAAGUUUGAAACCAAGCGCUUCUUCUCGCGGACGCGGCACGACCUCGUGUUUCUGGAUGCGAUGCAGCAGCCGUCGCCGUCGUCGGUGCUCCGCGCGUUCAAGUCGCUCGACAACCCGACCGUGUACCGCAUGGCGGACGCGAAAUGCAAGCUCCAGCACGUCACGUCGCUCCUCUUUGGCUACCACAUUGAAGAAAUCCGGUCCGACCGCGUGCAAAUGGCGUUCUACGGCAACCAUUUUGGCCCGAAACCGAGUGGCUCGUCGUCGCCGAGCGCGUUUGGCCACCAUGUGCUCCACCGGCUUGCGAAAGGACUCGCGAUCCUCGCCGACGCCGUCGUCCGAAGACGCCUCGCGGCGCACAUCACGACGGUCGACGCCGCCGCGCUGCACUCGGAUGCGUGCACACGCUGUCUCAAGCGCACGCCGCUUCCGCAAGCAAGCAUCCGCUUCUUCUACGGUGUGCCGCUUAUCACGAAGGACGGCAUUGAGCUCGGGACGUUGUCGAUCGCAGACGACAUGCCCCGCGGCCGCAUGGCAGCGACGGCCAAGGACCGGAUGGCGCGCGUCGCCGCCGACGUGUUGGCACUCAUGGAGCAGCAGGGCCGCAUCGCGCACUCCUAA
This is a messenger RNA of Saprolegnia parasitica CBS 223.65, 1149 nucleotides long. RefSeq lists its product as hypothetical. The record is from RefSeq and is a predicted model, not a curated record. NCBI's taxonomy places the organism in Eukaryota, Oomycota, Saprolegniomycetes, Saprolegniales, Saprolegniaceae. The transcript is spliced from 2 exons. The coding region runs from base 1 to 1149 and encodes 382 amino acids.